Messenger RNA from Fulmarus glacialis (Northern fulmar), 681 nucleotides. RefSeq names its product intraflagellar transport protein 81 homolog. Gene Ontology annotation, molecular function: tubulin binding. Gene Ontology annotation, biological process: intraciliary transport; cilium assembly. The record is from RefSeq and is a predicted model, not a curated record. The transcript has 5 exons. NCBI's taxonomy places the organism in Eukaryota, Metazoa, Chordata, Aves, Procellariiformes, Procellariidae. The annotation marks the transcript as partial. Gene Ontology annotation, cellular component: intraciliary transport particle B; centrosome; cilium.
AUGAAGAAACUAGAAGAGGAGAUAAAUUUCAAUUCAUACCUGGUUACUGAAAAAAUACCUAGAGAGCUUGCAAGUAAGAAGAAUUCAGCAUAUUUCUUACAAAAGGUGAUUGCAGAGCCAGCUAUGAGUCAAUCUGAUCUCAAUGUACUUGAAAUCAAGAUAAAUGAAGUAAACGCACAAAUGAAUCAGCUUAUUGAGAAAAGAAUGAUGAAGUAUGAGCCAAUUGAUAGUAAAUUUUCCAUGUAUCGCCAACAGGCAUCUAUAAUUUCCCGGAAAAAGGAAGCCAAGGCAGAAGAACUUCAGGCUGCUAAGGAAGAGAUGUCCAGCACCGAAAGGCAGAUGCUACAGAAGACCAGUCAGGCCCAUGAGUUAGAAGGCUCUGAAGUUCUGAAAGGGGAUGAGUUUAAACACUAUGUUAAUAAGCUCCGGAGCAAAAACACGUUUUAUAAAAAGAAGCGACUGGAAAUAGCAGAAAUUACAGCUGAGUAUGGUAUCCUCCAGAGGACAGAAGAACUUCUAAAACAGCGCCAUGAGGCUAUUCAGCAGCAGUUGCAAGCCAUUGAAGACAAGAAAGGUAUUUCUGGAUAUAGUUACACCCAGGAGGAGCUGGAAAGAGUAUCUGCAGUAAAGAGUGAAAUGGAUGAAAUGAAAGGCCGGACACUAGAUAACAUGUCUGAAAUG